Molecule: messenger RNA, 1353 nt
Organism: Mycosarcoma maydis (corn smut)
Lineage: Eukaryota; Fungi; Basidiomycota; Ustilaginomycetes; Ustilaginales
Exons: 1
Coding region: 1-1353 (450 amino acids)
Biological process (GO): snRNA modification
Molecular function (GO): RNA methyltransferase activity; snRNA binding; O-methyltransferase activity
Source: RefSeq, a predicted model, not a curated record
AUGCAAGCCAAGCGAUCGAGUGACGAUGACGAUGACGAUGGGCAGACUAGUCGCCAAAUCGACCCAAGAAAGCGCCCAGCUAAGAGCGUAGAUCGGCCUAUCUAUGGCAACUUCCAAAGAUACUAUCACAUUCGGAAUCCCGCCAACUCCACCUCGGACGACACUUUGACAAGCUCGACCCACCCAGCCCUAGCACUUGACAGCCGCACCUCUGCCAUCUUGUCAUACCUCCGCGAUUGUUACGCUCAUCAUGAGACCGCACUGGCAAACGAAGCCUACCCGUCUCAGUACAUGAGAUUACUCGACGUUGGUUGCAAUUCUGGUAAAGUUACCAUCGAGAUCGCACAGACCUUACCUGGGAUCCUUCGCGAGUGUGGUCAGCCUCCACUACAAGCCAGUGAUUCCUCAAGAUCGAAGAGCGCUCACUUACCGGAACAAGUUGAUAUCCUUGGCGUCGACAUUGAUCCAUUAUUGGUCCGGCAAGCUAGAACGGCUGCAGCGGUCGCCCGUUCUCGCUAUCGACCAGAUUAUACGCCUGCUGCGACGGCGACCCCGGAGGGCAACGUCCAUGGGUCAGGGUCCUAUGACUCUCUGCCUCACGACUGCGCCUACUUUCCAUCCGUUUUUCCAUCGCUGUACGGGAAUAUCCCGAGCUUGGCCGAUGAAGGUGUGCGGCCUCGCCGUGUGAAGCGGCACCUAGAGGAGAUCAACUGUGGCAGUAGCGUAGUGACACCAGAACAAGACGACGCUGUUGCGCACCGCGGCACUGAUCAACAUGACCAAAGCGACCACUUUGUUUCAUCUACUCUCCGCUUUGUCGCACUUGAUUGGGUCAAUCCACAAAUCGAGCGGAGGAAAUUUUGCGCUCCUUUUUCAUACGAGCCUAGCGAUUUGAGAACUCUCAAAUGCAUGGAGAAGGCUGGCCUCGAUAUUGUUCUCGCCCUUUCAAUCACCAAGUGGAUCCACAUCCAACGAGGUGACCUUGGCCUUGUGCUCCUGUUUGCACGCAUCGCCAAUACCUUGAAAAGGGGUGGGCUGCUAUUUCUGGAACGACAGGAAUGGCCCAGCUACCACUCUGCCAAGAAUCUCGAUCCGACUAUGAGGUCCAAGAUCAAGAGCUUGAAGUUGAGACCUGGUGGCGACUUUGACUGGUGGCUCGACACGUUGGGUCUGACCUUUCAAGCCGAAAUUGGACAAGGCGUCGGAUUCGGAUUCUCUCGGCCGCUCCAAGUGUUCCGUAAAGAAUCCUUGCCGCAAGAAAAAGCGCGUCUCGUGUCCAGGUUGCUGGAGGAGAGCGUCUUGCAAAAGCUCGAGCCGAUUGCGUGGGUGGCUCGAUCUGCCUCUUCUGCUUGA